Molecule: messenger RNA, 1050 nt
Organism: Spirometra erinaceieuropaei
Lineage: Eukaryota; Metazoa; Platyhelminthes; Cestoda; Diphyllobothriidea; Diphyllobothriidae
Source: the annotation of a GenBank genome assembly
AUGGGCUCGCCUCUUGGACCUCUCUUAGCCGACGUCUUCAUGGGUAAGCUGGAGAGAUUUCAACUAAGCGAUCAGAUCAAGAAGCUUAAACAUUAUGGUCGCUACGUUGAUGAUAUCUUUGCGAUUGCAACCACAGAAACCGACGUCGCUGCCCUCCUAAAUGCUGCAAAUCAGGCACAUCCGUCGAUCAAAUUCACGUUGGAGAUGGAGUCGGCUGGUUCGCUUCCUUUCUUAGAUGUCCUUCUAAACAGGAGAUCUGACGGUAGCAUCCGAAGGAGUGUCUAUCGAAAGAAAACCUGGUCUGGACAAUACACGAACUUCGCUAGUUUCGUACCUCUCCAACAAAAACGGAAUCUAGUCAGGUGUUUGGCACAAAGGGCUAGAAAAAUUUGUUCGAAAGAUAGUAUCGAGGAGGAACUUAGAAAAAUCCAGGACUUGCUUCGCGAAAAUGGGUAUCCUGACAGGUUCAUUGCAAAGAACCUUGCCGAACGACCUGCAAAACCCACCACACUAACCGCCGAGAAGAAAACGUUGUUCCUCAAAGUCCCCUUCCAAGGAGACGCUGCAGGUGAACUCCUAAGAAGACGCCUUGACCAAGCUGUCUCGGGAACCUUCCCAGCAGCAAGGGUUCGCAUAUCAUUCUCCACUAACCCUAUUCUACGCGGAGAAGGCAAGGAUAGGCUGCCACCUCAGACCGCCUCAAUGUGCAUCUACUCAUUCACUUGCUCCUGUGGAGCAGGUUAUAUUGGUCGUACGAGUCGGCGCCUUUCCAAAAGAAUACGAGAGCACCUUCCCGCAUGGCUGGCAAAGGGUGAAACUAGGAGAAUAGACAGCGCCAUCCUUGCGCAUGCAGUGGACUCAGGGCAUCGUGUGGACCCCACCGAAGCAUUUCGUGUGAUUUACAAGGUCCCCUCGAGCUACCCUAAGCUACUGGGCCAGCGCCUGCUAGCAACAGCAGAAGCGGCCGCCAUAAGGUUACGAAAACCGACCCUAUGCGCCCAAAAGAACCUGGUUCAGGCUCCGCGCUUACCGUGGUCAAAGGUUGACUAA